AUGUCAGGAAGAGACCGAGAUAGAUAUGACGAUGACCGUCGAAGCCGAUAUAGUAGUAGUCGUAUGGAUGCAUAUGAUGAGCGUGGCGACCGUAAUAACUCUUCUUCAGACAAGAGGAAGCGUGAACGAGAUGUGAGCCCAACUUCUGACAAGGAAGAAGAUCGUGGAAGAAGUCAUAAAGACAGCUCAUCAUCCAAGAAGAGCAAGAAGAAACGUAAUAGAUCCACAUCAGAAGAACAUCGACUAAAGAAGGAAGAACGUAAAAAGCUAAAGGAAGAAUACCAGCUCCAAAAAGAAUCCCAAUUCGCUGAACAAAUGGGUGUCAAUCUAGGAUACGACAACAAAGAUAAUCCAUUCGGCGACUCGAAUCUCGGCUCCAAAUUCGUUUGGUUUAAGAAACGAGAAAAGGAAGCCAAACAAGGAAUGACUAGUGAUGAGCGAUCUCGUCGUGAUGUCGACAAGACGAGAGAAAAGCAGACUGAGCUAGAGAGAUUAACAAAGAGAAGAGCUGAACGGGAGAUUGAAAUGCAGCUACGAGAACAAGAGCAGACUAGGAUGGCGAGAGAUGCUGAACGUGCUCAACUGGGUGAUUGGGAGGAGAGAGAAAAGGACUUUCACUUAUCACAGGCUAAAACUCGGGCACAGAUACGCAUCAAGGAGGGUAGAGCUAAACCUAUUGAUGUGCUCGCCAUGAAUAUAUCACUAGCCUCUGAUUCAGAGAUUGCGGAAGAGUUUGAUGCGUUGGGUCUUGAACCUGAUGCUGAUGAACCAUACAAGAUAUUUGAUAAUCUGAAUAAAAAGGAAGUAGAGGACUUGCAUACCGACAUUCAACUAUACCUAGAGCUGGAAAAGAACGCAGAGAAUCAAGCAUUUUGGCAAGCCAUGAUGGUUAUAUGUGAUGACGAAUUGUCGAAAGCUAGAGGCACUACUCGACAGACCAUUGAUAAAAACGUAGAGGCUGAAAUCAAUAAUAUGCUAUCCAACAAGACGCCUACUCAGCUGUCUGCCUUGCAACGACAAGUAGAAGAUACGCUUGCUAAAGGUGGUACCAUCGAAGUCGAGUAUUGGGAGGCUGUAUUGAAGGCUAUAAUAGUAAAUCGUAGUAAAACCAAGCUGUCUGACAUUCAUUAUGCCAUGUUGCUAAAGAGACGAGAACAGCUUCGAAAGAGACAGUUGGAACAAGCUGAAGAAGUACGAGCCGAAUUAGCAAAGAAUCGUCGUACAUUCCGAGAAUCUCUGGUUAGUAGUGGGUUGAAUAACAGUAAUAACGAUGACAAGGAAGGUGAUGAUGAUGAAGAGCAAACCGUAGCUGCAGCUUCAUCAUCUUCCAAUGUACGAAUACAGCAAGCCAUAGAAGACGAAGAAGAUGACGCCAACCUAAAUGAAGAAUAUAAUCCACGAAUGUCACCACCACCACACGAACUAUCUCGUGAUGAUCGACAAUUACCUGUAUAUACACCCGAGCAAGAUGCUCAAGAGCUGCAUGAAGCUCGACAACGAGUAUUGAAUAAUCAUAAACAGGUUAUACCGUUGUCGUCUGUACUCAAGAUGGCUAAGCCUGUCGAGAGACCGAAUAUGAGUGCUGAGGAGCUGUUUGUUGCCAAGGCUUCUGAGGCUAUGGAGUCUGAUGAGGUUGCGUUUGGGACGAGUGACGAGGUGGAUCUCUCUACUCAGGCGUAUACAUGGCAAGACAAAUACCGACCACGUAAACCACGAUACUUUAAUCGUGUGCAAGCAGGCUUUGAAUGGAACAAGUACAAUCAAACGCAUUAUGACCCAGACAAUCCACCACCCAAAGUCGUUCAAGGAUAUAAAUUCAACAUAUUUUAUCCCGACCUUAUUGAUCGUGGUAAAGCACCCACAUACAAGAUUGAACGAGAUGCAGGAUGGCCUGAUACAGCACUCAUACGAUUCAUUGCUGGACCACCAUAUGAGGAUAUUGCAUUCCGAAUAGUCAAUCGAGAAUGGGAGCAUUCUCAUAAGAAGGGAUUCAAGUCCUCUUUUGAUCGUGGUGUGUUACAGUUACAUUUCAACUUUAAGCGUGCCUACUACCGCCGUUGA
Molecule: messenger RNA, 2061 nt
Organism: Synchytrium microbalum
Lineage: Eukaryota; Fungi; Chytridiomycota; Chytridiomycetes; Synchytriales; Synchytriaceae
Exons: 4
Coding region: 1-2061 (686 amino acids)
Biological process (GO): mRNA cis splicing, via spliceosome
Cellular component (GO): spliceosomal complex; cytoplasm
Molecular function (GO): protein binding
Source: RefSeq, a predicted model, not a curated record